GCCCCACGCCUUUCGGUUCGGCUGCUCUCCCGGCAUCCCUCACGCGUGGACGCUGGGCUUCCGGACCUGGGCGGAGCCCGAGGGUUUGGCUGAUUGCGUCUUCCCUGCCCAAGCCUUCCAGCGCCCGGUGCCAGGGGCCAUGGAGCCCCGGGCAGUUGCGGAUGCUUUGGAGACAGGAGAGGAAGACACAGUGACAGCAGCUCUGCAGUCGUUCAACCGGGAGCACUCGCAGAGCUUCACCUUCGAUGAUGCCCAACAGGAGGACAGGAAGAGACUCGCAAAGCUGCUGGUCUCCUUACUGGUGCAGGGCUUGUCACCAUCACACCGUGUCACCUGGCUGCAGACUAUCCGAAUCCUAACCCGAGACCGCAGCUGCCUGGAUUCAUUUGCGAGCUGCCAGAGCUUACACGCACUAGCCUGCUAUGCUGACAUCACCAUCUCAGAGGAACCCAUCCCACAGCCCCCAGACAUGGAUGUCUUACUCGAGUCUCUCAAAUGCCUAUGCAAUCUCGUGCUCAGCAGUCCUUCAGCACAAAUGCUGGCAGCAGAGGCUCGCCUGGUGGUGAGGCUAGCAGAGCGUGUGGGACUGUACCGCAAAAGGAGCUAUCCCCACGAAGUCCAGUUCUUUGACUUGAGGCUCCUUUUCCUGCUAACAGCCCUUCGCACUGAUGUGCGCCAGCAACUGUUUCAGGAGCUGCAUGGUGUGCGCCUGCUGACUGAUGCAUUAGAACUGACCCUGGGGGUGGGUCCCAAAGAAAAACCCCCGGUGGCACUUCCAGCCCAAGAGACAGAGCGGGCCAUGGAGAUCCUCAAAGUGCUCUUUAACAUUACCUUUGACUCUGUCAAGAGGGAGGUGGAUGAGGAAGAUGCUGCCCUUUACCGGUACCUGGGGACCCUUCUGCGGCACUGUGUGAUGGUUGCUGCUGCUGGAGACCGAACAGAGGAGUUCCAUGGCCACACGGUGAAUCUCCUGGGGAACUUGCCCCUCAAAUGUCUGGAUGUCCUUCUCACCCUGGAGCUACAUGAAGGAUCCUUAGAGUUUAUGGGCGUCAAUAUGGAAGUGAUCAGUGCCCUUCUUGCCUUCCUAGAGAAGCGUCUGCACCAGACCCACAGGCUGAAGGAGUGUGUAGCACCUGUGCUGAGCGUGUUAACAGAAUGUGCCCGCAUGCACCGUCCUGCCAGGAAGUUCCUCAAGGCCCAGGUUCUGCCCCCUCUGAGGGAUGUGAGGACUCGGCCUGAGGUGGGGGACCUGCUUCGAAACAAGCUUGUCCGCCUCAUGACACACCUGGAUACAGAUGUGAAGAGGGUAGCUGCUGAGUUCCUCUUUGUCUUAUGCUCUGAGAGUGUGCCCCGAUUCAUCAAGUACACAGGCUACGGAAAUGCUGCCGGCCUCCUGGCUGCCAGGGGCCUUAUGGCUGGGGGCCGGCCCGAGGGCCAGUACUCCGAGGAUGAGGACACCGACACAGAGGAGUACAGGGAAGCUAAGGCCAGCAUCAACCCUGUGACUGGAAGGGUGGAGGAGAAGCCACCUAAUCCUAUGGAAGGCAUGACAGAGGAGCAGAAGGAACAUGAGGCCAUGAAGCUAGUGAACAUGUUUGACAAGCUGUCCAGACACAGAGUCAUCCAACCCAUGGGGAUGAGUCCCCGGGGUCACCUCACUUCUCUGCAAGAUGCCAUGUGUGAGACUAUGGAGGGGCAGCUCUCCUCAGACCCUGACUCCGACCCUGACUGAAGAUGGCAGCGGUUUUGCUCCCCUUCAGAACCGGUGCUGCUUCCAGACGUGUCCUUGGGGUGCUGCCUGCCUAGAGAAGCCACACUCCUCUCCAGCAGGGGAGUCUUUCUCCCCACACUAUCCAUGAUUUGCCUUUGGUCCAGUUUCUUGUGUUUAGGACUGUGGUAUAGUCUUACUCUCUGUGAAGACUGGGAAACCAUCCUUAAUUUCCACAAGUGAAAUUGUUUCUUUGAUGUUUGCCAAGCAUAUGCCAUGGCUGCAGACGUGGGCAGAGUUGCCUUGGCACAUAAGUGAACAUGCAUGUAUGAAGGUGGUGUCUGAGUAGGCGUCCUUGUGUAAGCAUGUCUGGGCUGGCAUGACAGCUCAGAGCCUGUAUGUGGGUCAUAUGCUGUGUUUCACACAUGGAAGAAUCUAUUGGUACUGUUUAAGUAUGUCAAAAACGCACAGAGCAUCAUAAUUCCUAUUUGUGGCCCCACUGAGCACAAGGCCAGUGGCCUUUUCUGAACUCUUCUUGGUCCUGGCUCAACUGCCACUGCAUUAUCUACAUACCCAAGCCUCACUGGCUGUGCCUCACUGGCUGUGAGAGCUCAAUCAGAACAACCCCUGGUUUAGUAAUUGUAUGAAGGCAAAAGUGUAAGACAAGGUACAAUCUGAGAUUUCUGAGGCACAGAAUAAAGAGUUUGGGACAAGACUA
Messenger RNA from Phodopus roborovskii (desert hamster), 2426 nucleotides. RefSeq names its product RIC8 guanine nucleotide exchange factor A (gene Ric8a). NCBI's taxonomy places the organism in Eukaryota, Metazoa, Chordata, Mammalia, Rodentia, Cricetidae. The coding region runs from base 140 to 1732 and encodes 530 amino acids. Gene Ontology annotation, biological process: G protein-coupled receptor signaling pathway. The transcript has 10 exons. Gene Ontology annotation, cellular component: plasma membrane; cytoplasm. The record is from RefSeq and is a predicted model, not a curated record. Gene Ontology annotation, molecular function: G-protein alpha-subunit binding; guanyl-nucleotide exchange factor activity.